This is a messenger RNA of Ornithodoros turicata, 2677 nucleotides long. RefSeq names its product zygotic DNA replication licensing factor mcm3-like (gene Mcm3). NCBI's taxonomy places the organism in Eukaryota, Metazoa, Arthropoda, Arachnida, Ixodida, Argasidae. The transcript is spliced from 18 exons. Gene Ontology annotation, cellular component: nucleus; MCM complex. The coding region runs from base 100 to 2562 and encodes 820 amino acids. The record is from RefSeq and is a predicted model, not a curated record. Gene Ontology annotation, biological process: DNA strand elongation involved in DNA replication; DNA replication; double-strand break repair via break-induced replication. Gene Ontology annotation, molecular function: single-stranded DNA binding; single-stranded DNA helicase activity; ATP hydrolysis activity.
UUAAAGGUCCGUCACGUGACGACGGUUUUGGCGCGAAAUCGUGCACCUCUCUACGCGCCUUUGUUGAACUGCAGUGGGAGCCGCUCUGUUAGCGCAAUCAUGGGGAGUACCGACGCAGAACAACGAAUUCGGGAGUAUCAGAGGGAAUAUUUAGAAUUUUUAGACGACGACGACGACCAAGGGUUUUACAGCCAGAAAGUGAAGGAUUUGAUCAACAAGAAGGACUGCAGAAUCGUCGUUAGCAUCAAUGAUAUUCGUAAGAAAAAUCCCAAGAGAGCACAAGAGUUGCUGAAUAACACCUCUGAAGAGAUUGCCGCCUUCGAACGGGCCCUGAGAGAAUUUGUGAUCUCCGCUGAUCCUUCAGCAUCCAAAGAGCAAGAGGAGUAUUACAUCGGCUUGGAAGGAAGUUUUGGGUCGAAACACGUCACACCACGAACACUGACAUCACGUUUUCUGGGAGGAAUCGUAUGUGUUGAAGGGAUUGUAACGAAAUGCUCCCUCGUGCGUCCAAAGGUGUUGCGCAGUGUCCACUACUGUCCAGCCACGCAGAAGGUCCUGGAACGAAAGUACACCGACCUGACCUCCUAUGAUGCUUUUCCAUCCAGCACUGUCUACCCUGUUAAGGAUGAAGAUGGAAAUCUUUUGGAAACAGAAUUUGGUCUCUGUGCGUACAAAGAUCACCAGACACUGACCAUUCAAGAAAUGCCAGAGAAAGCACCCCCGGGACAACUUCCUCGCUCCGUCGAUGUUGUGGCCGAUGCCGAUCUCGUGGAUAAGUGCAAGCCAGGUGACCGGGUCCAAAUUGUUGGAACCUACAGGUGCCUGCCAGGAAAACAAGGUGGAUUUACGAGUGGGGCGUUCAGGUCUGUCAUGAUUUCCAACAACAUUCAACUACUGAGCAAAGAAGUGGCUCCAAAUAUCUCUGGUGAAGAUGUCAACAAGUGCAAAGCCAUCAGCAAGCAUAAAGGGGGAGCAUUUGAACUGCUGGCACGAUCUCUUGCACCUUCAAUCCAUGGACAUGACUACAUCAAGAAAGCUCUUCUAUGCCUGUUGUUGGGUGGAGUGGAAAAGGUCCUUCCGAAUGGCACAAGACUCAGGGGGGACAUCAAUUGCCUGCUCAUCGGUGACCCCUCGGUUGCUAAGUCUCAACUGCUCCGCUACGUGCUCAACAUUGCACCACGAGCCGUUGCUACAACGGGCAGAGGUUCCUCGGGUGUCGGUCUCACAGCCGCGGUUACGACUGAUCAAGAGACAGGUGACCGUCGCUUGGAGGCUGGUGCCAUGGUUCUCGCUGACCGUGGCGUCGUAUGCAUCGACGAAUUCGACAAGAUGUCCGACAUGGACCGUACGGCCAUUCACGAAGUCAUGGAACAAGGGAGGGUCACCAUUUCCAAGGCUGGAAUUCACGCUCGGUUAAAUGCCCGCUGUAGCGUUCUAGCUGCUGCCAACCCAGUCUAUGGCAGGUACGAUCAGUACAAGUCACCGAUGGAAAAUAUUGGCCUGCAAGAUUCGCUGUUGUCACGUUUCGAUCUGCUUUUUAUCAUGCUUGACAAGAUGGACCCUGAAAGCGACCGUGAGGUUGCAGAUCACGUGGUGCGCAUGCACAGGUACCGAAAUCCUGGUGAACAGGACGGUGAACCUAUUCCUAUCAGAAGCACUGCUGACUUGCUUGCGACGAAAGAUCCCGAUGCGGAGGAUGAAAAGAAUCAAGACACGCCAAUCUACGAAAAACACGAUGUUCUCCUGCAUGGAGGAAAGAAGCGAACGGAAAAAUUGCUCAGUGUGGAAUUUAUGAAGAAAUACAUCCACAUUGCAAGAGCAAUCAAACCGGUAUUGUCACAAGGUGCCUGCGAUUCAAUUGCGGAAGAAUACUCGCGUCUGCGAUCUUUCGAAACUGAAAACACCGACAUUGCGAGGACACAACCUGUUACGGCUCGAAGUCUGGAAACCCUAAUCCGUCUCGCGACUGCGCACGCCAAAGCACGCUUUUCCCGCACUGUGGAACAAGAAGAUGCCCAGGCAGCAAUUGAGCUUGUGCAGUUUGCUUACUUCAAAAAGGUCCUCGAAAAGCCCCGCAAAAAGAGGCGGAGGGACGGAGCAGGCUCUGAUGAUGACGAGGAUGAUGACAAUGACGACAACGAUGACCAGCCGAAAGAAGCCAGGAAAUCGAGGCGUUCCCAACCACGUAAGAAGCCAGGAGAGGAGGGUUAUGACCCAUACGACUUCAGCGAUUCUGAAGGCACUGAAGAUGAUUCGGCUCCCAGAAAAAAGCCGAGGCAAGAAAAGUCAUCAAAAACGUCGCAGGAGAAAACAGAUUCUGCUGCUGCAUCUACAUCUGCACCGGAAGUUUCAAGUGAAAGGAUGGGUCACUUCCGCACCUUGCUUGGAAACCUUUUCAAGUGCACCCACACCCAGUCUCAGCCUGUGGCAGGAAUUAUCGAGUAUUUUGCCAAGGAAGAGAAGAAUGAUCCCUUCACACAGGAAGAAAUAGAUAUCGCCUUGCAGAAGAUGAUGGACGAAAACCAAGUUAUGGUGGCAGACAAUAUUGUCUUCCUUAUUUAAGCUAAAUCUUUAGUGCUACUCUGUACAUAUAUACAUACAUGCAGCCUUUCAUAAUUGAGACAACCUUUUUAUUUUACUGUUGUUCAAUUCUUAAUAAACUAAUUCAUUCCUACGG